AUGCUGUGUAAAGACACGGCGUCCCACCAAGGUAUUGACACGUUCGACCUACCUAGGUUCGUUGUGCAACACGGUGGUCCGACUGCAAUUUGCGCCUCAUUGGCGGGAUGCAAGGAUAUUCCCGUCUUCAAAACCUCGGACGGGACUCUCACCCUAUCACCCUAUUCCUUCUUUCUUAUUUUCCCUCGCCUUCUUCCCCCAGAUCGCAUGUUUGCCAUUAUCUGCUUUGGAAAGGGACCAUCAGUCGAACAAUGUCAUCUGCAUAUCUUCAUCCCUUUCAGUCGAACUGGAAUGCUUCAGUGGAAGCCGGUUGAACUGGGGCGCCGAUGUCUUUCUUUAGCAAUCGUCAGCAACCGGCGCUUGUCCCGGAUCCAACGGCCUUGUUUGCGCAUUCCUCGAGGCGCCGUCUUCGUAAUGGGCCGCCAGCUGUGUCUGUCUAGGUGCGGAGCCUCGCUGCAUGCUGCCACUGACAAUGUCGUUGCUCCCAUGCGGCGUGCACGCCUGAGGGAGCUGUGAGGAUUCUGUGUGAGUGUCGGACCUCACCACACGGACACCUGCAUACCAUGUAUCAAUCUUCUUCAUCUUCACCUUACAUUUGUGCACAGGCACUCAGGCAGGGACAACCACAGGACCCACUCCGCUCAAUUCCGUCUUUCAAUUUCCUAUCUGGGUACGUAUCGCUUCACCGAAUAGACCGCACCUUACAGAGUACCUACCCAGAUAUCUAUUCCUGUUUGUCGAUUGUUCAUCAACCUCUUACAGACAACGUCGUCGAAAAAUCUUCUGUGGCGGGAAGAAUAAGAAGAAGAAAAGAGACAAAAAGACAAUACCAUGGUCUUCAACUGUUCGAGCAUGUUCUCCACAUCAGCCGUCUUGGUCACCUUUGAUCACAUCAGCCCUGGUCCCCUUGGCGGAACCUCUCCGAGCCAUCUGCCAAGAUUGGCUG
Molecule: messenger RNA, 946 nt
Organism: Colletotrichum destructivum
Lineage: Eukaryota; Fungi; Ascomycota; Sordariomycetes; Glomerellales; Glomerellaceae
Exons: 2
Coding region: 1-516 (171 amino acids)
Source: RefSeq, a predicted model, not a curated record